Messenger RNA from Hymenoscyphus albidus, 671 nucleotides. Lineage: Eukaryota; Fungi; Ascomycota; Leotiomycetes; Helotiales; Helotiaceae. The record is from the annotation of a GenBank genome assembly.
AUGCAGCAAUCGCAGCGCACUAACAACUCGCGCCGACCACCACCACCAACACCAACAGCAAGCUACCGACCAAUCCAUUCCACCACCCAGGUGGCCAGAAUUCCCCUCUCUGCCACAGUGGAUGGUUACCAGAACGAGGGCUACUUGCCUACUCGCCUCCGCCAACCACCCGCCAAGAAGGAAAAGGAUGUUGGUGCUGGGAAGAGUUCGUGGUUCAAGCGAACUCUUGGGAGAUUGUAAGAAUUACCUAUCUCUAUAUGAGCCCUUCAACACUUACUAAGAUCCACAACAGGCGGUCUCUCGGGACAUUUGGAGUGAAGUCUGAUCCAAAUGUCCCCCCAGCGCCAACUCCUGCUCCUGCGCCUGCUGUCCCCGGCCCGUCUCCUCCUUUUCGCCCCGACCAAGUUCUCCUCCCAAUCCCAGAUUUGGAGCAAGAGGCAGAAGAAAGAGCAGUACCACCAACUCCGCGGAACUCCCUCGCCUCUUUCUCGCUCUCCCGAAUGUCGGUGGAGACACCAAGACCAGAGAAUGAGGAUUUCGCGGUCGCCUCUGACCGGGUAAAGGCACUCCGUGUUCUGGAGGGGGAUGUACCAAGGAGGGUCGUGGAGCAUUGGGAGGCGGACGUUAAGAGGGUGCUAGGGGCGGGUGCUGUUGCGAGGUUUGGAAGAUAG